CCAAAGUUGUGACAAAGUAAUUGAAAAGUAAUAUUAAAUAAAUAAAUUAGCUCAGUUACUAUUUAAAAUUGGUUAUUGAACUGAAACUUAGUGACAAAAUAGAUAAUCUGUGCAUACGAAAAUUAAUCAGUGUUACCUAACAGGUUGUUUUGAUGCGGUACUUACGUUGCCUACUAUAAGGUUGUGGCAAUGAUAUAGGCCCCACCCAGGCAAGCCCAGGGCUGCUGUAAUAAUGCAGAAACUAGGCAGAAUUUCGUACCACAUUUUAUUGAGCCGCCCAGCAAAAUAUUACAGAAAUAUUGUGCUCGUUCGUGAAGUGACAGUAGACUGUGUGUUGCCAGUUAAUUUAAUUGAAACGAAAAAGAAAACUAAAGACAAACCUAUAGUUUAUUUUCUUUUUCUUGUCUUGGCAACACUAGAUAUCGGGUCAUCAAAAAUGGCAGACGCACCGAUCGACUGUGAAUUCCCUGUUUGGGGAUUAUUGCCGAAAAAAGAGACGGGAGUUGUCUCAUUUCUGAAUAAAAAUCCUCUCUACGAUGGCCGAGACACUGUUAUUGCAAUUUUUGAUUCAGGUGUCGACCCGGCAGCGUCUGGUCUCCAGGUGACGAGCACGGGUGAGACGAAGGUUAUUGAGAGGUUUGACUGUAGUGGCUGCGGCGAUGUGGACACUAGUACGGUUAUACGUAAAAUUGUUGACGGAUGUAUUACCGGCCUUACGGGGCGCAAAUUGAAGAUUCCAGAAUCUUGGAAGAACCCAUCGGGUGAAUGGAGGGUGGGUAUUCUGUACCCAUUCAGCUUGUAUCCGUCUAAGCUAAAGGAGCGCAUUCAGGAGCACAGAAAGGAGCACUUGUGGGACGUUGGACACAAGCCAGCUUAUGCCGAAUCUAACAAGCAGCUGCAGGAUUUUGAGAGUGAUGUUGUAUCAAAGAAUCCAACCCUCAGCCCUGAAGAUAAGCUGCUUAAAGAGGAGUUGGAGACCAGGGUGGAAGUAUUACAAACGGCCGAGAAGAAGUACUCGGAUCUUGGGCCUACUUAUGAUUGCGUGUUGUUCAAUGAUGGGACUUCUUGGAGAGCAUGCAUAGACACAUCGGAGAGCGGUGACUUGGCCUCCGGUCCAUGCCUCGGCGAGUACAGCGUUACUCACGAGCACUCGCACUUGACGGAACUGGACGAGAUGACGGUCUCCAUCAAUGUUCACGACGAGGGACGCACGCUCGAGGUCGUCGCUAUGUGCUCGACCCACGGCACCCACGUAGCGGCCAUCGCAGCUGGCUACUUCCCCGACGAGCCAGACAAGAAUGGUGUCGCUCCCGGAGCCAAAAUUAUCUCCCUAACUAUUGGAGACAGUAGACUGGUUUCCAUGGAAACCGGCACGGCGCUGGUUAGAGCGUGUAUCAAAGUCAUGGAGCUUAGUAAAAAGAUGAAGAUUGAUGUAAUUAAUAUGAGCUACGGGGAGCAUGCUCAUUGGUGCAAUACUGGGCGAGUGGGCGACAUAAUCUGCGAGGUGGUGAACCGCUACGGCGUGUCGUGGGUGGUGUCGGCCGGCAACCACGGCCCGGCGCUCUGCACCGUCGGCGCGCCGCCGGACAUCGCGCAGCCCGUGCUCAUCGGUGUGGGCGCGUACGUGUCGCCCGACAUGACGUCGGCGGCGUACUCGAUGCGCGCGCGGGUGGCGGGCGGCGCGUUCUCGUGGAGCUCGCGCGGGCCGUGCGCCGACGGCGCGCCCGGAGUCACCGCGUGCGCGCCCGGCGGCGCUGUCGCCUCCGUCGCUAGGUAAUGUGCUCACUACAGUGCUCGAACUAUACUGUACUCGAUGCGCGCGCGGGUGGCGGGCGGCGCGUUCUCGUGGAGCUCGCGCGGGCCGUGCGCCGACGGCGCGCCCGGAGUCACCGCGUGCGCGCCCGGCGGCGCUGUCGCCUCCGUCGCUAGGUAAUGUGCUCACUACAGUGCUCGAACUAUACUGUACUCGAUGCGCGCGCGGGUGGCGGGCGGCGCGUUCUCGUGGAGCUCGCGCGGGCCCUGCGCCGACGGCGCGCCCGGAGUCACCGCGUGCGCGCCCGGCGGCGCUGUCGCCUCCGUCGCUAGGUAAUGUGCUCACUACAGUGCUCGAACUAUACUGUACUCGAUGCGCGCGCGGGUGGCGGGCGGCGCGUUCUCGUGGAGCUCGCGCGGGCCCUGCGCCGACGGCGCGCCCGGAGUCACCGCGUGCGCGCCCGGCGGCGCUGUCGCCUCCGUCGCUAGGUAAUGUGCUCACUACAGUGCUCGAACUAUACUGUACUCGAUGCGCGCGCGGGUGGCGGGCGGCGCGUUCUCGUGGAGCUCGCGCGGGCCGUGCGCCGACGGCGCGCCCGGAGUCACCGCGUGCGCGCCCGGCGGCGCUGUCGCCUCCGUCGCUAGGUAAUGUGCUCACUACAGUGCUCGAACUAUACUGUACUCGAUGCGCGCGCGGGUGGCGGGCGGCGCGUUCUCGUGGAGCUCGCGCGGGCCCUGCGCCGACGGCGCGCCCGGAGUCACCGCGUGCGCGCCCGGCGGCGCUGUCGCCUCCGUCGCUAGGUAAUGUGCUCACUACAGUGCUCGAACUAUACUGUACUCGAUGCGCGCGCGGGUGGCGGGCGGCGCGUUCUCGUGGAGCUCGCGCGGGCCCUGCGCCGACGGCGCGCCCGGAGUCACCGCGUGCGCGCCCGGCGGCGCUGUCGCCUCCGUCGCUAGGUUUACAUUAAAAAAUUCUCAACUAAUGAAUGGUACAUCGAUGGCCGCCCCUCACGUCGCCGGCAUUGUCGCGGCGCUCAUCUCUGGUCUGAAAGCCAAAGAGCUGCCAUACUCUCCUUACUCUAUAAAGAGGGCCAUAGAGAAUUCAGCAACGUUCCUCAACAGCGUCGAGCCGUGGGCGCAGGGCUGUGGACUUAUUAAUAUCGAAAAGACUUUUGAUCACCUCACAACAUAUCACGCCGAGCCGGAGCGUGACGUCACAAUCAGCGUGCAGUGCGGGCCCCACAACGGCAAGGGCAUUCUGCUGCGACCCAAAUUGAACGAUGUGCCCAAGGACAUAGGGAUCACAAUCCAACCGCAAUUCUUACAGAGCCAUCUGGAUAUGGAGAACAAAACGCUGAUACCGCGGCAGAUAGACUUCGCCAUGAAUCUGGCUCUGUCCUGCAAUGCAGAGUGGGUCUCUGCCCCCGCUUUCCUGUCCUUAGCGAAUACUCCGCGGCCUGUGUCGGUGCGGAUACAGACAGCUUCGUUACCAUCCGGACCCCAUUUCACAAGCAUCGACGCAUACGACACUAACUGCAUAGAGAAAGGCCCGGUGUUCAGGAUACCUAUAACCGUGCUGCAAGCUGAAUCGGCGCAGCCAGACUCUAAAGGCUUGCUUCUGUCUAACUCGGCCGUUUAUGCGCCGCAUACCAUCAAGAGGCACUUUAUUAUACCGCCUAUGGAAGCGACUUGGGGCGUCCUGAAGCUGACAACCAAAGACAAGGAGCAGACGGGCCGUUUCCUCAUCCACACCAUGCAGCUGUUGCCACACGAGAGUUGCCGCGCGCACGAGACGCAGAAGAUGAUCUCGGUCACGGCCGAGGCGCCCGCCGUACACCCUUUCGCUGUGGUGGGCGGCGUAACCUUAGAAGUAGUAAUAGCAAAAUACUGGGCGAACAUAGGAUCACUGGAAACGGACUAUACCAUCGAGCUGCACGGCUUGAAGCCAAGCUGUGGGCCGAAGCUACGACUGUUAGCGUCCGAAGGCCCGCGAGGGACGUCGCUGACGUCACUGCGAAUGCAAGACGCACAGCCUAACGCUAGUCUGAAAUACAGCGAACCAGUUAUUAGGCCGUCGGAAUCAAAAUUGUCGCCGCUAACAUCUAGAGAUGUGGUCCCCCCAAGCCGGCAGAUCUACCAACUUAUCAACACAUACAACUUCCACAUCGCAAAGGCUACCGAGGUAUCACCAAUAGUAUCGCCACUGUGUGACAUGCUGUACGAGUCGGAGUUUGAAGCGCAGAUGUGGAUGUUAUACAACAGCUGUAAGCAGCUCAUGUUUGUAGGGGAUGCGUAUCCUUCCAAGUAUUCAGUGAAACUCGAGAAGGGCGACUACGUGCUCCGAUUGAACAUUCGGCACGAGAACAGAGCGUUGUUGGAUAAAUUGCAAGAGUUACCGGUGGCCAUACAGCAGCGGCUACCGCAGCCCAUCUCGCUGGACGCGUACUGUACUAGAGCUCAGGCUUUGACCAGUGGCAAGAAAUUCAGCUCAGCAGCCGUCGCAAGCGGAAGUAUUCUACCGGUUUACUUCGCGCCAGUGCCUUCUGACAAAAUCAGCCGUUCCAACCUAACCAUAGGCCACACCUUAACCGGCACAGUGACGUUCGCCAAAGACGAGCUAGGCCGCAAGGUAGACUCCUACGAGUUGCAAUAUGUGGUCUGUGAACCGCCGAAGAGAACCACCAACAACAAUAGGGAUAAGGAGAAGACCAAACCGAGCGAGGACUAUAUGGAGGCCAGCAAGGAGUUUAUGACCAACUGGCUGACUAAAUUAGAGGGCGACAAAUUAGAGCAAGUGUAUGAAGAAAUAUUAGAAAAGUUCCCGGGAUACCUCGGAGCGCAUAUCGCAUAUUUACACGGCAUCGACUCGCCUACGGAUCCUAAAAAACUCCCCAACGCCGACGAAGAGACCGACGUGACGACGGCGUGGUGUGAGCAGCUCAUCGCCACCGCCGACAAGGUGAUCAAGCAGAUCGACCAGGAGAAACUACUCGCCUAUCUCGGCAUGAAGAACGAUACUAGGAGCGACGCCACGAAAAUUAAACAGGAGCAUGAGAAACAACGCGGCUACUUUAUCGAUGCGCUGUGCAGAAAGGGUACCGCGCUGUGCCGCCUUAAAUUCCUAGCGCAGAGCCCCGCCGCCAAGGACAAGUUACUGGCGCAGCUCACUGCCAACAUGGCCGACUUGCUCAAGUUCACCGACCUCACCGACGCCAAGGCGAUCCACUACGGCGUUUGGCACUGCUUCACCCUCAAGCACUGGGGCCGCGCGAUCAAGCUCCUCGCCAAGAUCCAGGAAGACCGGCCCUCGCGCGAGGUGGAAGAGCGCCUCGUCCAGGCCUACCAACAGCUCGGCUGGGACUACCUCGUCAAGUACACGCAGUCGUCCAUACCGAUCAAGUACCCUAGUAGCUACCGUCCGUUCUAA
Molecule: messenger RNA, 5179 nt
Organism: Cydia amplana
Lineage: Eukaryota; Metazoa; Arthropoda; Insecta; Lepidoptera; Tortricidae
Gene: TppII
Product: tripeptidyl-peptidase 2
Exons: 25
Biological process (GO): proteolysis
Cellular component (GO): cytosol
Molecular function (GO): serine-type endopeptidase activity; tripeptidyl-peptidase activity
Source: RefSeq, a predicted model, not a curated record